GCUACUACGGAUAAAUAGCCCGGGGCGCCUGGCACUAAGCUAGGGCCGGGGAAGCCCCAGGGCACUGCCGCCGCUCUGCUCGCCGCAGGUCCAGCUGGCCAGGACGCGGCGGGGUGGCGGACAGUCGGGUGUGCCCUCAGACCCCCGGCACUCUGCCAUCGCACGGCUGGGGUUCCCCAGCGACAGAAAGUUCCGGGCAACCCCUGCCGCCCGGGUUGGUGAGGCCGGGCCCGCGCCGCCCUGCGCUGGGACAUGGAGCUGCUGUCGCCGCCGCUCCGAGACGUGGACUUGACGGGCCCCGACGGCUCCCUCUGCUCCUUUGCCGCAGCGGACGACUUCUAUGACGACCCGUGUUUCGACUCCUCGGAUCUGCGCUUCUUCGAGGACCUGGAUCCGCGCCUGGUGCACGUGGGCGCGCUCCUGAAGCCCGAGGAGCACACGCAUUUCCCCGCCGCCGUGCACCAGGCCCCGGGCGCGCGCGAGGACGAGCAUGUGCGCGCGCCCAGCGGGCACCACCAGGCCGGCCGCUGCCUGCUGUGGGCCUGCAAGGCGUGCAAGCGCAAGACCACCAACGCUGACCGGCGCAAGGCCGCCACCAUGCGCGAGCGGCGCCGCCUGAGCAAAGUGAACGAGGCCUUCGAGACGCUCAAGCGCUGCACGUCCAGCAACCCCAACCAGCGGCUGCCCAAGGUGGAGAUCCUGCGCAACGCCAUCCGCUACAUCGAGGGCCUGCAGGCUCUGCUGCGCGCCCAGGACGCCGCGGGCCCUGGCGCCACCGCCUUCUACGCGCCCGGCCCACUGCCCCCAGGCCGCGGCGGCGAGCACUACAGCGGCGACUCGGACGCGUCUAGCCCGCGUUCCAACUGCUCCGACGGCAUGAUGGACUACAGCGGCCCCCCGAGCGGCGCGCGGCGGCGGAACUGCUACGACGGCGCCUACUACAGCCAGGCGCCCAGCGAACCCAGGCCCGGGAAGAGUGCCGCCGUGUCCAGCCUUGACUGCCUGUCCAGCAUCGUGGAGCGCAUCUCCACGGAGAGCCCCGCUGCGCCCGCGCUCCUGCUGGCGGACGCGCCACCGGAGUCGCCCCCUCGCCAGCAGGAGGCGGCCGCCGAGAGCGAGGGCGAGCGCGGAGCACCCACGCCGGCCCCGGACACCGCCCCGCGGUGCCCUGCGACCGCAAACCCCAACCCCAUCUACCAGGUGCUCUGAAGGGGAGGGCUGCCUCGUGCAAGGGCGCCGCUGCCUACGCGCCCGAGGGACGGAGCCCCUGGGGUUCCUUCGUGCCCCCAAGAUUGAGCUUAAAGCGACCCUCCGCCCCCUCCUCCGCGGUGGCAGAGACGGGGGGAACCCGGUCCCCGGCCCCAGGGCGAGCUCACGGUGGGUGUCUUCCACGCCGCGCCUGCCCUGGCCGCUGGGCGAUCGCCUGCAAGCCGGGGCUGAUCCUUCCGCUUCCUCGACGCCUCCCCAGUAGGGGGAACUGGAUCGCCGCGGACCCAAGCCCGGCCCCGCCCCACCUCCGUAGCUACAUCCUUUCAAGCUCCUCCCAUCGCACCUGCGGGAUGCGCGCCAGUCCCGCAGGUAACCCACCCCAACCCCGCCCUCCGGUUCAGGACCACUUUUUAUAAUACUUUUUUGUAAUCUAUUCCUGUAAAUAAGAGUUGCUUUGCCAGAGCAGGAGCCCCGAGGGCUGUAUUUAUCUCUGACGCAUGGUGUGCGGUGCAACGGCGACUUUCUAUGUUUAUACGGCAGGCGGGCGAGCCGCGGGCGCUCGCUCAGGUGUUCGAAAUAAAGACGCUAAUUUAUGCC
This is a messenger RNA of Oryctolagus cuniculus (rabbit), 1806 nucleotides long. RefSeq names its product myogenic differentiation 1 (gene MYOD1). Gene Ontology annotation, biological process: positive regulation of myoblast differentiation; regulation of transcription by RNA polymerase II; muscle organ development. The record is from RefSeq and is a predicted model, not a curated record. Lineage: Eukaryota; Metazoa; Chordata; Mammalia; Lagomorpha; Leporidae. Gene Ontology annotation, molecular function: RNA polymerase II cis-regulatory region sequence-specific DNA binding; protein dimerization activity; DNA-binding transcription factor activity, RNA polymerase II-specific.